AGAAGCAGAUGAGAACUCGAAAGUAAAUGAAGGAUUUAAGAGUUCGUCCCCACCGGUCAUGAGACGCAGCGCGCCUUCCGCGACAAAGGAGAGAUUUCGUUCGACCUUGGCUUUUAUUUCGUCGUAGGAGAUUGUUUCAGGCUGCUUUAAUGUCGGGGAGGGAUUUGGUUGACCGGGUGCCAAAGUAAACUUUCUGUAACGCCAUGUAAUUACUGGGUGUUAAUGUAUAGAUAAGUUCCUCGCGAAAUUUUUGUAACUUAAAACUGAACGGGGAGUGUACCACGUUUGUCGGUGUGCAGUUCGAGUGGGGAUAACUUGGCUGUACGAUGUUUAGCAUUUUUCUUUAGUGUAGACUGAGCUUCAUAGUCAUCAUAGAGUCGACUGGUAGCGGCGUUCACGUGAAUUCUGUCUUGUUGAUGUGUUUUCCCAUAUGGGGAAACGUGCAUACGUGAUAUUUGAAGGAAAAUGACGGCGAAAAGUUGUGUGGCAUGUUUGUGAGUGCGUGUGUGUGUAAGCGGGGUGGGUUACUGCGCCUGCGCCUUGGGUGCGGCUGUGGCGGGAGAUCAGCUGGGUUGCGAGGAGUUGUCGCUCGCCGGCUGGCUAAACGCUGUGGCGACUCUCUGGUACUCCCACAUUGUUGGCGCUCGUGUUUACUUUUUUCCUAGUGAUUAGUUAGUGUUAAUAUGGUAACAAAUCAGGAACGGGACAUUAUCAUUAAUGCCAUUCGCGUUUUGAGGUCGCGUCGUGUCCGUCCGAGCGCUCGUAAAAUAGCCUGGUAUGUCAGACGUGAGCACCUCCUGUCGGAGUUGACGACGGAGGCGGUGUUGGAUGAACUGGUCGAGUCAGAGGAUGUUUUACGCGUGGAGUACAAAGGAGCCACUUCUUAUCGUGUAGCUGCAUCGUGGGCCAAGGCUGACCUGGUUCGACGACGCCCCACUCGAACGAAAGUCAACGUCAUGAACAGUGAGUCAACCCGGCGUGCCCUUCGGUCUGCCGUCGAGGCCUGCGGCGUGGCAGGGGCCAGCAAGAAGCAGAUUGAGGAAAAGUUAGCUAGCAGUGGGCAUCAGCGUCUGAUCGAAAAGUUGGACUUGCUUUUGCAUCGGGAAAUAAGGGCUGGCACACUGCUGCGGGUCGAGACCACUCACCGAACGGCGUCUCUCAUCACGUAUGUCGUACCUGCAGAUGCCCCGGCGCCGCCUCCCUCGCCCCCCUCGCCUGCCACGGAGGAUGCCGAGGACACGGAUGUGGCCGACGAGAUAGACGAGCUCGAAGAGGACGACUCCCCGACAGACGUCAUGCCGAUGCACUUCCUGGAGGUGAAGAAGGCCGCCGCCUUGAAUAAGCAGCAACCGCAACCACCUCCUCCUCCUCCUCAGCAGCAGCAACAACCACCACUUCAGUCCCAACAACACCACCUUCAGCAACAGCAACAACAUCACCACCACCAUCAGCAGCAGCAUCAUCAGCCAGAGGCCCUAUCCGUUAAGCAAGAAUUGGAGCAACCGAUGGAGGAAGAGCCCUUACGUGUGUCCUGCGGGGGAGCAGGGGGAGUAGGGAGCAGUGUGACAGGUGGACCUAUCAAGCGUGGUAUGGGCGGCGUGAAGCGUGGGCGCCGUGGCAGACCACCCUUAAAGAAUCUCGGAAUUCACCACCCAGUUGUUUGUUCCUCCUCCAGGGGAAGACCGCCUUCCAGGCGAAAUAAGGAUCCCAGGAAAGGAAAACAGGAAAGUGUUUCAGCCGGGAACACAGAAAGAGCCAAGAAGGUAUUCGAUCCGAGCGAGGGCGGGCUGGGAGGAGGCCCCGGAAGGAAGAAGAACGCUACCCGAUGCGAUGUCUGCUUCAUGAACGUGAACCAGCACGCCAUUCAGGAGGACCUGCUCGUCUGUCACCGGUGCCAGGCUAGGGCUCAUCCAAGUUGUUUGGGAUAUAGCGAGGAAUUAGCCGUCAAGAGUCGCCAUGGACCCUGGACUUGCAUGGAUUGCAAGCACUGUGCCGUAUGCCAGAUGGACCAUACAAUUGGUACCCUGAUCUUCUGUGAUGAAUGUGAUCGUGCUUACCACCUCACCUGUCAUCAGCCACCCAUUGUAAAGGAAAAGCAGCCACAAGGAUCGUGGAUUUGUUUUGCUUGUGCACCACAGAAUACUCAGAAUCCUUAUGACUGCCUUCCUGGUCUUCCAACACCUCGAGACUCUCCUGUGCCUGAUGAUGAAAGUAGAGGGUCAAGCGGUUCCUGGGACAACAACAUAUAUGACCCAGAGAUUCCUAAUGUGACUCACUGGACAGUGGAGCAAAUCAUGGAGCACUUCAAUGGCAAAGGCUUCGGAGCAUUUACACAAGUGUUUAGAGAUCAGGAUAUUGAUGGAACAGCACUGCUCAUGUUGACACGUGCUGAUGUUUUAAUGGGACUUAAUCUGAAGCUGGGUCCAGCCCUCAAGAUUUACAAGCAGAUACGUAUCCUACAGACAAGAUUACCUAACCCUCCAUUGCCUUAAGGCUGAUAAGUUUAUAGUGUAAAUUGUAAAAUUAUGUUCUUAUGGCAACUUUCUGUGUUAAAAGUGUGAUCUCUUUAUUCCUCAGUUUCCACUUUGGAUACUUUUUCUCUAUGAACAUUAUUUAAUAAUGUUGAGCCUUUUCUGACGAAGGGUGUUGACCUUCAGCCAGUCAGGUUAACUUAUGUGAAAUUCUAAUGUAAAAAGACAAAUUGAAGUGCAAAUUGUUGACGACCUUUGUUUAAAGGUGCUUUGUAAAUUGUGUAAAUAGAUCAUUUUAUAUAAGCACAUUAUAUCCUUUCUUCAAAACUCUAUUCUUUCUGGAUACGUUUCAGCUGUACAUUAUUUUCUAACACUGUAUUGUAACAUUAGAAUGUACAGUAGAUAAUCGUAUCAUCUGCUCCACAAUGCUGUUUAUACUUCAUAGUCGAUGAGAGAGGUAUCUUUAAGCUUAAUUGGAACUAAUAUACAAUUACAUAUCAUGUAGUUCAGCGACAGUUUUUUAAUGUUCAUUGUCAGGUUACCCUUAUGAAUAAGGAAUUGAAUUGAAAUCUUGAAUUUUUUCAAAUAAAGUAAUUUAAUCAUAUUCUAAAGCUGUAACUUUGAUACUGAGAAAUUGUAUCUUACAAUUUUUUUACUUGCGAUUUUUCUGCUUUGUCUCUUACUUCCUCUCAUUCAUGUUUUAUUCAGCUUUUUAUUUAUCUGGAUUUUAAGUUCAAAAAAUUUCUAAACCAGUAUAAGAAUUUUUGUUAUGCCAGUGACAAUAAAGUUGCAAGUAAAUUCAGUUUAAUUCAGCUCUACUAUUUAAAGGAUUUACAGUACAGUAUUCUAGAUGUUUUGUACUAUAUUUGGAAAAUUUUACUCUUACUAUGAAGUCUUGAUUUUUUAAGUAAUAGGGGCCAGCCCUGUGAGGGCUAACUUCAAUUACCUCCAGGGUCUGCUAAAAACUACUUAAUAAUGAUGAUUUAAGUAAGAGGUUGAUAUUUUUAUUUGACUUGCUAGCAUAUUUGGUUUUGUACAUUUUUCAAAAAUGUUUUACUUGGUACUCUUUUUGUUGCAUUUCUUAAUGCCAGAAUAACUGUCUCUGCCUUGGUUCCAUAAAUUCAUUUUAAAGUGUUCUAUUACUGUACAUAAUUACAAAUAUUUAACAUGUUGUUGAAGCAAAUAUUUGUCAAUCUUAUGAAAAUUAAUGAUGCACCAGAGGAGGCAUUAAAUGUUUUAUGACAUUUUGUGUGUGUAUGUAUAUAAGAUAGUUAUAUUAAAGAUCAAUGGAAUAAGCAGAGGUGUAUUGCGACAAUAACACUUAGCGCCAGGUGACGAAAAGUUCCCGUUAUUGUCAUAUAGGGAAAAUUAUUUUUGUAAACUUAGUAUCUAGAUUGGUGCUUGUUGGCUGCUGUAGGUGUAUUUACAGCUACAGACAGCAACUCCCUCCCUAUUCAUGAAUUAUUUUAUAGUUCAUGUAGCGUGUACAUAGACAUAUAUUUUUUACAUGUACUGUUCUUUGCUGUAUGACCUUUAAACAUCUACAUAUACUUGAGAAAGAGCUGCUGGUCUGUCAUCGUAUAAUCUGGAGAAGUUAUUUAGUUACUCUAUCUUGUGUAAUCAGCAUUGCAAGAUUGAUUUAUAUUAAACUAGAUCUGAUUAUCUUGCAUGCCAUAGGAUUGCAUUAUCCUGAUGCCAAGUCCAUGAACGUUUUGUAAUUUGAUUUUUGCCUUAAUAAAUCAGUAAACCAAUAACAA
This is a messenger RNA of Macrobrachium nipponense, 4228 nucleotides long. Its product is annotated as sterile alpha motif domain-containing protein 1-like. The record is from RefSeq and is a predicted model, not a curated record. Lineage: Eukaryota; Metazoa; Arthropoda; Malacostraca; Decapoda; Palaemonidae. Gene Ontology annotation, molecular function: protein binding; DNA binding. Bases 684 to 2492 code for a protein of 602 amino acids. The transcript has 7 exons.